AACUAAUACAUCUAUAGACUUAUCAUGACACGGUCUCCUCUCCUUCCUCAUUCAGCCAUCUUUUCAUCCGAAUAUCCACAAAACUGGCAAAGAUGGCGAAAGUGUGAGAAGGGAUUUUGGUCAAGCAACUUCCUUGGCCGAAUGAUGAACCCACGGCAAAGGCUGGCCGAGACUAUUGCGCCAUCGAUCCUGCAGCAGACGUGGUCUCGGCAAUCCCCUACCGUUGCUAACUCAGCAGCAGGGCGAGCGCCUGCAAAGCCAGGCUCCGCUAUCGCUCCACCGCCGAUACAGCUUUCCUCCGUCUGCUCCUCCGCCAGUCCCUCUUUCACUAGCCUGCAUCCUGCUCCGCCGUCCGCUUCUGUCUUCUGGCAUUUCGGAGCCAUCUCUGUCUCAUCCCAUCGCGCUUUUAAAAGACCCAGCUUGUAAAGAGCAGGCAAUCAUUCCUUGCGGCUUUUUCAGCCGUUGGAAAACGAGGAUGCAUCGCCUCCUCCCCGCUGACGACCCCCACUACUGCCAGCGGAAGGCAAGAAGACACCUCAAUUUCAGUGAGGUAGGACAGUGACGCAAUCAAAAAACUGCAAGUGGUAGUUGCCAGGGAAAUACCCGUUGGAUUGUCCACAGAAACAGGUUUAUUCCUGGGUAAAGCAUCCUUGUGUGGUUGCAGUCUCUUUUCGGGGGGAAAAUGGCCGCUUAAUUGGAGCUUGACAAAGCCUUUGUUGGUUUGAAAAUGUUCCGCGUUCUUCUGCCAUUCGCUAGUCAUCCCUCCUCCCCCCAAAAAGCAGACAUGAGCGAUGAAAGUGAUUGACAGAAACAUUCCGACAUGACGGAGUGGCACAGCAGGGGAGAAAAGAAAAGUUCGUUGGAUGAAGGUUGACAAGUGAGUGAUCUCCUCCUUGCAUUUCGCAUACUUGCGUUUGGCAGACUUGAUUGAAUAAAGAUGUUCUCCGACACGGACAUGUGAAAUAGUACAGAACAUCCUCCUCCUCCUUUUUUUUGUGCGUCUGGCAGGCGUGAGUUUUUUUUUUUCUCCUCCUCACCUGUCGUUGGCGCGGAAGCAUAUUGAGUUGUUAACAAUGACACAACGGGCAUGUCAUCGACAGACCUGACACUAAAUUUUAUGAUCGGCUCUUCAUUAUCAUUGAUUAACCAGCAAGGAUUUGCAACAAAGAUGGUAACACGAAAAGUCGGAUAUUUCUCGAUAAUCCUCAAUCAACAAUUGAAGAACAAUCGACCAACUCGAGCAUAGUAAAAACACAAAAAGAAGUUCUCGGAGAUCGCCAUGUUUAUUACUGUUAUGCUUCAGUGACUCCAAAGGCUAAAACAGUUUUUGUCGAUCGGAAAAGACAUCCAGGAGAAGCUGUGUGGGCUCAAACAAACAGAGAAGCCACAUCUGGAAAAGUCUUUAUAUCCUCAAGAAAGUGAAUCCGUCUUUCAGGUAACAGGACCUGCUUGAAGGUGCGUUUAAUCUUCCGCUCUCUUAUGUCAGAUAACACGAAUUGCUGCGGAAAAAUAUAGAAAAUAUUGACGAGCUCCUGUCCGAGAACAAAUUGAGUGCAAUCCUCUUAUUUGCUUAGUAGACUUAGAAAAAUCUAUUCCCUUGGUAACAUGCUUGAGCCGUCUGCCCCAGCGAUGAAAUAUACCCACGCGGAGAGAAAAGAAAACUAGCUAGGUACAGCAAAUAUUGCCACCGACUACACGGAGAAAGAUUCGAAGUGACAUUUUGAGUGUUCUUCUCAGAACGAACACAUGUUUAUUCUCCUUCCUAAGUGGAGGUUAAAAAAAGGGAAAGAAAUGGUGAAAUAAAUGAACCAAGUGCAUCCUCUCCAUCUUCAAUUACUUUUCUGAAACGAGCAGCAGUGCUAGGGCUGUCUUUCUACAAGAGGCUUACGCCGUCUUGAAAGGAAUGACCACUCCGACAUCUUCCGCUAGAGAGUUGCGGGCCUUGGCAACGCCUCGCAGGAGGCAGCGGUGAGUGUCGGGGGGAGAACUGCUGGGAGAAGCUGCUGGGGAGAUAAGCACAGCUCCUCCACUUCAUGCGACGGAAUGAUUGGGUUCAAUUACCACUGUGAUAAUUACAGCGCCGGUCCGAGCCGCAACACAGACACAGUUGUCCUCCGGGUGUGUGAGCCGGGUGAGGUGGCUGGCCGGGUGUGAGCACCACCAUGUCUCCAUACCUGUGAUGGAUCGCAUGGCGACACAGUGUGCAGCCACGGGAUCGUGGGUGCUGGCGACGAUGGUGGCGGUGCUGGGGUUGCUGCUUCAAGCCUCAGCAACGGUUUCUCCGGCGGCGGACAUGCAGCAAUGUCCACGGUCUCUCUACGACUGCAACACUCUGGAAACGACGUUGUCAGGGGUUGCGGAUGUCAUCCUGAUGCCGGAUUUCGUGUCAUCAGUUCACGGAGACAUCGCCGUGGAAGAGAUUUGCAGAUUUCUGAAGACACCCAUGUGUUCGGAUGCUGUUCUGGCCGAGUGUAAAGGGGAGGUAGUCUACGCCAGUGGCGCCCUCAAGUCAAGAAUCCAGUACGUUUGUGGCAACAGGCAGACUAGGAAAGGAAUGCAGGAGCUCAAGUCAUGCUUCAGGCGUUUUCACAGACAUUUCCAGCACUGCAGCACCAAGAGAAAGGAUCAGUUAGACAGCCUACGAUGGUACCCUCCUUCUACAGCUUCUCCACACCCUUGGUGCAACCUGACCCAGGACUACAUCAUGUGUGUGUACAGCGUCAUGGCGCUAGGGUGUACAAUGGAGGUGGCGGAAGAAUACAUGGGUACAGUCAACAUGUCGGCCCCUGUGGUGCAGGCUAUUCUCGGGUACGGCUGCUCCUUCGGUCACCCGCUGGACGUUCUGCGAACCACGUCGCCAGUGUCCGUCAUGACCUCUGCCCCCAUUCGGGCGGAGGACCCGUCUGCGAACAGACCGGACUACCGCUCUGGAGCCAGGAGGAUGUGGAGUGGUGCAGACUGUUUGACUGCUGUGCUGCUGCUGCUGGUGUUGAGAGACUGCUGCUCCGCCAAUGGGAUGAUUCUUCUUCCUGUUCUGUGGCUGGGGUGCUUGGUGGCUGUGGUGUGGAACAAGUUCUGUGGACUGUUUCACAGCUGAGGGCAGAUGUAGCAGGAAGCUUUUAAGAGACAGUCAGUCGCCUAUUAUAUAAUUAUAUACACACACACACACAAGCACGCAAACACACACACCCUCCCUCAUCACACAAAAACAAACACACAGUUUAUGAUGUAAACAAAAACAGUUUCCGCUUGCCUCGCGGUCUAUGUGUGUGUUUGUAUCCCCGUGUUGGAUUAUGUUCACAUUUGGGGUUGUUUGGAAGUUAUGUGUGUGUAUACUUACCUUUAUAGGUAUCAACAGGUGUGAAUGUUCGCACGAAAGGCACGAACACACAUUUAAUCUUCAAGAGGGGACUGUUUCAUGUUUGUUAUGUAAGUUCUGUACCUUUAGCCUGCACACGCGUUUGUCUGUGUGUGAGUGACAUAGAUGUGUAACUACCGAUGCUUGAUAGCUUGUGAGUGCAGGAACCCGAGUGAACUAUAUUUUUCUGUGUGUUUGUGUGCGUGCGUGUGAUGACCACACAUCAUGGCCACGAUGGAGGGGAGGGGUGUGCCUUCCUAAGGACGAAUGACUCCGAAAGCGAAACAUUGAACUAUCAACCAUCUUUUUGCAAGAAAGACCUGUUACCUGUGCCACUGUAUCUACUUUGGAUAUCCUGCAAUAACCAAAGAAAAUGUAAACUGUCUAUAAUACAUAUUUGUUAAAGUUUCAAGGGAUCCACGUGUUUCACAGCAUGCUGUAAGGAACGGGUUCGGAUCCACACCGCACUGUGACAAAAAUGUGUCUGCGGUUAUUGAAAAGGUGACAUCGUCCUUGCGAACUGUUUGAGUAUGGUUGAAGCUGCGAUAUGCUUAUCGAACUGUUGAUAAGAAAUGUCCCCACUUAACCAGAGAAUGUGGUUACAAAAAGUAAUCUUUGUUUCAUCCCCAACUGUGACUGCUGCUAGGACACAUUGUGGCUUAGCUGUCAUUUCAGGUUCAGCUGAAAGCCUUCGACUUACUAAACAGCUGAGAGACUGCCAUUUUGUUCACAGAGAAAAAAAACAACUUAAAGCCAGUUAUAUUCAAAUUUAUUUUUAAGUGUAUAUGCACACAUACUCAUUUUUUUCAGUUAUUCGUUUUCGUAGUGUAGAGCACUAAUGUAGGUUGAGGAUUGUUAGAGAUUGUGUGUAGCCUCGUUGUAGUUCUCACUGCUCGUGUGUGAUGGAUGAAUACAGCUCACGAUGUUUUUGUUUGUUGCCCCACCCCUUGUCACUGCUUUCUGGUCUGUCUAGAGGGGAGCAGCCAGGUUCUCUCUUCGAUAGACUUGACACUGUUAUCACGAUUUUUGAGAGGAUGACUCAUGAUGAAUCAGUGCAUCAGUCUAUGUAACACGCGAACAUACUGUGUACAUAUCACUCAGUAAUAUCUUUGUAACAGAUUGUGAGCGCAUGCUGCAUUCUGACACCUGCAUUCUGUGAAACAGUCGAUUGUUUUGAUUACUGUGGUCAGAUCCCAAACAGCCCCCUGCAAAACAAAAAAGAAACACCAUGUAAAGUUCUGAAAAAACACACACAAACACAAACACACACACUUACACUUAAACACACACACACACUUACACACACACAGAUAUCCUAGAUAGAAGUGUAGCUCAACCGGAAGAGGCGACGCAUGGGUCCCUGUAAACUCACGGCGCCAUCAUGGCCGACUUCAUCCGACAAACAUCCCCAUCCACAGAAAUGUUCGCUUGGAAAACUAAGGGCUAAAACAUCGAUAAUUCGUCAAUACACUCUACAUUCAAAACAAUACAAUGCUAAUAAAUACACGUAUGGCAAUAGGCGUGUUUAAUUUUAAAACCUCACGAAUCAAUGUACAGCAAAACUGAAUGUAGGAUAGUGUAUGGAGCACUUUAAAAUAAUGAAGAGGACUACAGGGACUGAAUUUCAAUAAACAACAUCAAGCAUAUAUCAGCUAAAUAGCCCCCCACGUCCUUCUCGAUUAUCCUCCUGUAAACAAACUAACAAUAUUUAUACUUAUUCUCCUUUACAAUAAACAACAACCCCUGUCCUUUACCCGUUCAUCUAUUUUCUGUGCAUUGAGGUGAAAGUUCAAGAUAAGUGUGCAUUAGUACUUUCUGCCGAGUAAAUAAUGAAACUGCAUAAUGUAUAAAUCAUUAUGUAGCAAAUGUAAUGCAUUGUCUACAUAUUUGCAGAUGUUUAUACACUCACACGUGUCCUUGUAUUUUUGAAAAAAA
Messenger RNA from Pomacea canaliculata, 5293 nucleotides. RefSeq lists its product as uncharacterized. Lineage: Eukaryota; Metazoa; Mollusca; Gastropoda; Architaenioglossa; Ampullariidae. Bases 2180 to 3097 code for a protein of 305 amino acids. The record is from RefSeq and is a predicted model, not a curated record. The transcript is spliced from 6 exons.